AUGACAUCUGAGCACUGUGGCCCCCAGAGCCCAGGGAGUACCAUCAUGACCUUCCGCCCAACCAUGAGAGAAUUUUCAGAUUUCAGCAGGUACAUCGCCUACAUGGAGUCCCAAGGGGCACACCGAGCCGGACUGGCCAAGGUCAUCCCACCCAAGGAGUGGAGAGCCAGGCAGUCCUAUGAGGACGUCAGUGACAUCUUAAUAGCCAGUCCCCUGCAGCAAGUGGUGUCUGGCCAGGCAGGUGUGUUCACUCAAUUCCAUAAGAAGAAGAAAGCCAUGACGGUGGGACAAUUCCGUGACCUGGCCAACAGUAAGAAAUACCAGACCCCGCCACACCUGAAUUUUGAAGAUUUAGAGAGAAAAUACUGGAAAAGUCGAUUCUUUGGGUCACCGAUUUAUGGUGCAGAUGUCAACGGCUCCCUGUUUGAUGAGAACACUCAGUAUUGGAAUGUGGCCCACCUGGGAAGCAUUUUGGACCUCUUGAAGCAGGAAUGUGGCAUUGUGAUUGAGGGUGUCAACACGCCCUACCUGUACUUUGGCAUGUGGAAGACCACCUUCGCGUGGCACACGGAGGACAUGGACCUGUACAGCAUCAACUACCUGCACUUUGGGCAGCCCAAGACGUGGUAUGCGGUGCCCCCCGAGCAUGGCCGACGCCUGGAGCACCUGGCCAGGCAGCUGUUCCCGGGCAGUUCCCAGGGCUGCCAGGCCUUCCUGAGGCACAAGGUGGCACUCAUCUCACCCACUGUGCUCAAGGAGAAUGGUAUCCCCUUUGGCCGCAUGACGCAGGAGGCUGGGGAGUUCAUGGUCACCUUUCCCUAUGGCUACCACGCUGGCUUCAACCAUGGCUUCAACUGUGCAGAGGCCAUCAAUUUUGCGACCCCGAGGUGGAUCAACUAUGGCAAGGUGGCUUCUCAGUGUAGCUGUGGGGAGGCCAGGGUGAGCUUCUCCAUGGACGCCUUUGUUCGGAUCCUGCAGCCUGAGGGACAUGAGCUGUUGAAACAUGAGGGACAUGGAAGUGUGGACUACCCAGAGGUCGCCUCGCACCCCAGUCAGGAGACAUUUACUCUGACUCAGAGGCAUCCCUGUGCGGGACCCCUCAGGUGUGUGGUAAGCAGAGCCCUCAACAGCUGCCCUUACACUAAGGUGGGCUCUGAGUCCCAGCGCCUUUCAACAUCCAAGCUUUUGGCUCCUCAAUUCACUGUGCCGGAGAGAAGAUUCUCCAAGCAAGCUUCCGGGGCCUCCCUGAUCUUCAUGGAUACUGCUGAUGCCAGAGCCCUGGACCUUUCACAACAUGCACAGGCCUAUGGAAUCUUGGAUAGGAGCCCCCAAAUCUCCCUGCCACUCAAGAAGAUGGACUUGAACUCAACAGACACAGGUUCACCUCCUGCCCCUUAG
Molecule: messenger RNA, 1398 nt
Organism: Peromyscus eremicus (cactus mouse)
Lineage: Eukaryota; Metazoa; Chordata; Mammalia; Rodentia; Cricetidae
Product: lysine-specific demethylase 4D-like
Exons: 1
Coding region: 1-1398 (465 amino acids)
Biological process (GO): chromatin remodeling
Cellular component (GO): nucleus
Molecular function (GO): histone H3K9 demethylase activity
Source: RefSeq, a predicted model, not a curated record